AUGGUGAUGAUUUCAUCUAGCAACAAGAAACAAUUACAAGAGCAGGUCGCUCGUUUGACAAAUGAAAUUGAAGAACUGAGGCUGGAGAGAGAGGAAUCGAAAAAGAAUGUGCUGCAUUUUAUGCAAGAGGCUGAUACAACUCGCCAAGAACUGAAAAAAGCCUACAAGAUCAUGGAGGGCUUCAAUUUACAACAAGGCUAUCUGUCACCACCACCCGAAUCAGAAGACAUAGAGGCAUCACCUUCGUCCUCAUCCACACUGCUCAAGCUUGUCUCCAAACUGAGCCUCUUGGAUCAAGACAAAUUACUAGCAUUGCUCGCAUGGGUAGACGAGACGGACCACAUCCCAUCCCUCUCACAACUCAAGUCCGCCCAGGUUUCGCUUCAAGAAGAAUUAGAGCAACUACAAGAUGAAUAUCAUGCAACCCGUGGCGCAUUGCAAAUCGAAAAUGAGCGAGCAGAAACCCUUGAAAAGCGAUGGAAAGAAUCUGAAAACGCACUUGAACAAGCUGAAUCUACUCUACAGUCCCUAUCCACAGAAUUGGGCCAUCUUAGACAACAGCAAGAAUGUAGUGACAACAAUAACAAAGCAACCGAUUCGACGGAUAUUAAAUUAAGCCAAGAUUUAUGCAGAUCAAGACAGGAUUUAGCAAUUACUGUCAAACACUAUAAUGACUGCAAGGUGAAACUUGAGGAAACAGAGCUCACUUUGAAGCAUUGGCAGACAAAGUAUGAUGAAAUGAAUGCUGAACAUACUGGCCUUGUAUCAAAGCAAUCGGAUGAACUCAAUCAAGCAAAAAUCCGUGAAAACUACCUCAAAACCAUCAACAAGACAUUGCGUGAUGAAGUACGAAAGAUCAGCAAAGUGCAAGAGGAUCUCGUCAAUAUAGAAUACCUUCGUAAUGUCAUCAUCAAGUUUUUAGAGAGAAAAUGUACAAGGGCCCAACUGAUCCCAAUUCUGACAACACUUUUGAAAUGCACGCGUGAAGAUCAAACUCGACUUGUUGAACUUGUGCGAAACCGAGCCAUUGAAUCCUAA
Molecule: messenger RNA, 1038 nt
Organism: Mucor velutinosus
Lineage: Eukaryota; Fungi; Mucoromycota; Mucoromycetes; Mucorales; Mucoraceae
Product: Bifunctional purine biosynthesis protein PurH
Exons: 3
Coding region: 1-1038 (345 amino acids)
Cellular component (GO): Golgi apparatus
Source: RefSeq, a predicted model, not a curated record